AUGGCUGGAGCCGCGCCGACAGAUGGGCGGCGCGGGAGCGCCAUCCCGGAUUCCUCGAGCAGCGUGGCGGAUGGCGUGCUUUUCCGAGAGCUGUCCGCGGGGUACAAAGGAGAAACGGUCGUGGCGAGAGUUGUUGAGCAGCGGGGUUCCUGGACGACAAAGUCUGGCGCAAGCAUGGCCAUGGUUACGGUGAUCGAUGCUGAGAGCCAGCGCAUGGAGGUGAAGUCGUGGGUGCCGAAGACAGUUUUACCUUCUAUGCACGAAGAUAGUAUCUACGAGCUGAAGGGCUUCCGCGUGGCGUUCUGGGAUGGCAAGAUGUAUUUGAAGCAAUCUCCCACGAGUGCCGUCACAAAGGUGCUCGAGCAGCAUCAUCCGCAGCGCAUGCCCGCAGUGUUCGCGCCGUCCGUGUCAACGUGCAAGGACCUCGACGAGGAGGGGGACGACCCGGACGUGCUCCACGCUUUGUGCGGGAAGCUCAUCAGGCCGGGGGAGUACGAGGGGGUCGCUGGCAAAAAGCAGAAGCCAGUGUACGAAAUGACCAUCGAGCUCAGCGAUGACGCGGUGGACGUCUCUCUCUGGGACGAACUCGCAGAGACAGCUAAAAAGGCGAAUCUCAAAGAAGGUGGAUACGUGUUCAUUCAGAAUGUGAAGUACAACAAGAAGGCGCGGAGGUGCCACGGGUACCCGGGGGUGGGUUCGGUUCGCACCGCCGUGGACGCGGCGGAAGACGAACCGCCGAGCAAGAAAGGACGCACUGAUUGACGUGACUCUGUUUGCUUGCUUCGGUAGUGACUAGCUGUGAGGCGAAUGCGCUUCCAGCGCCACAUGGCGGCAGAGCUCUCUGCGGAUCGCAGCGUCGGCGGUGCAGCAUCGUCGCGGGAGUUUUGGGGUCUGGGAGCAACAAAAA
Messenger RNA from Prorocentrum cordatum, 907 nucleotides. Lineage: Eukaryota; Dinophyceae; Prorocentrales; Prorocentraceae. The record is from the annotation of a GenBank genome assembly.